UAAGAGCCUGCCAUUUUGUAAGAUAGAAGGGAGAUAAAAAAUAGUUUUAUGGUGUUAAAAUUCAACAAAAACGUAAUCGCCAUUUGUGUUAGGGCUCAAAACAAAUGUUUAAAUGGACGCAUCGUCCAUUAUAACUCAGGUGUCACGGGAUGACGAACAAUUAAACAAUUAUGGAUCCGACAGAGGGUCAUCCCCUGCCGGGCAAAAUAAUGAGGGGGAUGGAACACCUGUAUCAGGAUCUACCCCUUUGGGAAGUAAGAAAUCUAGUGGAAGCGGUGGUUUCCUUCGAUCAUUACUAUGCUGCUGGCGGGGCGGGCGUGGAAAGGGUCCUCCUGGAGGAAAUGGAACGAACAGUAUUGAUGGCAGGGCCUCGCCACCACUCCUGGUUAUGGCAGAGCAUGCCGCCAGACCCUUGUUACCGCCAGUGAGACAUCAAGACAUCCAUAAAAAGUGUAUGGUUAUUGACCUCGAUGAAACUUUAGUCCACAGCUCCUUUAAGCCUAUCAACAACGCGGACUUCGUGGUGCCUGUCGAAAUAGACGGCGCAGUGCACCAGGUGUACGUGCUGAAGCGACCGCACGUGGAUGAGUUCCUGCGGCGUUGCGGCGAGCUGUACGAGUGCGUGCUGUUCACCGCCUCGCUUGCCAAAUACGCGGACCCCGUGGCCGACCUACUGGACAGAUGGGGCGUAUUCCGGGCGCGGUUGUUCCGCGACAGCUGCGUGUUCCAUCGCGGCAACUACGUGAAGGAUCUAAACAGCCUGGGGCGAGACUUGCGGCGCGUAGUAAUCGUCGACAACUCGCCUGCUUCCUACAUAUUCCACCCAGAUAACGCUGUACCCGUCGCGUCGUGGUUCGACGACAUGACAGACUCUGAACUAUUGGACCUGAUACCUUUCUUCGAGAAACUCAGCAAGGUGGACAGUGUGUACACAGUGUUGCGCAACUCCAAUCACCCGUACCAUCCCGCGCAGGGCUCGCCCACAUAGCCGCACGCCCCUCGGCCGCGAACGCCCCACGGCAACGGACCGAACUUCGUCAUAUUAAGUGCCAAUUUUGCCUUCUCAAUCAUGAGGACUCUACUCAUACCCAUUGUACGGUUUAGGUAUUUGUUAGUGCGUAAGAGGUCCGUAUGAUAAUGUGAUGUUUUUCUCUCCUUUCGAUUCGAUUCGAUUUGUUAUCGCUUCCCCCUCCCCCCUUGUUGUUCGCUUGCGGUGUCCGCUUACGACGCGAUGGAGUGUGUUCGUUUCGGUAACGUACGCUUUUGUAGUUUGUCCACGUUUUGCUGAGCGCUCUUUUGUUCUUUAUGGUCCGUUUCUUGGUGCCAGUGGCAGGAGUGAGAGUGAAUAAAUCUUGGAGGUGUUUGCAAUUAUUGUUGAAUAUGUUAAAAUGCUAAUAAUUCAGUAAACAACAGGAGCUAAUUUAUUAUUAACAAAGUAUAAAUGUGAGAGCGCUUGCCAAAAUUUGACAAACUAUAAAAUAUGUGUACGAUAUGUCACUUUAUAUCAUGCUUGGGAACAAAUAUGAAUAAGUUAGGGUUACAUAGGCGACGAAUGUCGUCUGUUAGUGUUUCCGGUUGAUGAGUUGCCGCAAGUUUGUGAGGGAGUAGUCACAUUAUCGCUCAUCUUUCGAAGAUAUCUCGGUUGCUUUUUAUCUGGCGAAGAAGCGUGGUACCUACACGUUAGGUAGAGAAAUUGUGCAUUGUACGCUUCUAUGAAACAUAAACAGACAAAACGAAUGAAAAAGGUUGAAGAUAGCGCAUCAAUGUGAUUACUCCCAAAGAGUUGGUUUGCCUCCACCGUGUCCCAGUGUAAAACGCUAAUCGAGUUUAAUUCGAUCGAUAGACUUAUAGAACGAUCACGAAUUCUAAAAUUCGACUGGUAUUUUAAAGUAGGAGCGUCCAGCUCUAGUGGAAUAUGUAUAUACUUCUCUUUUUUAUAACGAAAAACGAUGAGCGACGCUUGAAUCGCUUAUAAAUUUGACUAAUGUGAAUAAUUGUUGUACAUAAAAUGUGUCUAAUAAAAUGUGAAAUCAUGAUGGGAAAAUAGUUGUAAGGUUUUUAGAAUCGCGCACUAUCGUUAUACGGCGGCAGGUCGCACUAUUUCAGAAUGUGCGCAAUGUGUAUCGAAGACUGAAACGGUAGUAGGAGCUAUUGUGUUUACGCUCUUCACGUAUAUUUACGUGUGUUAUAGUUUAAUAUAUUGGCUAUAUUUUUAUCGUAGCAUUCUAAUUAUGA
Chilo suppressalis (striped riceborer) is the source of this 2235-nucleotide messenger RNA. NCBI's taxonomy places the organism in Eukaryota, Metazoa, Arthropoda, Insecta, Lepidoptera, Crambidae. The record is from the annotation of a GenBank genome assembly.